CCCCCCCUUAAAAACAACAACAACAACAACAAAACAUGAUGAUCAUUUCUGGAUAUUGGUGGCGUCUUCUUGGCACGUCCGGGCCGCGCACGCGUGGACUGCGCAGCUUGCACUAAAAAAAACAACACCUUUUUUACCUUGCUGGAUUUUUGAGUUGCGAACCCGAGAGAGGACCGGCGGGACCCCCCCAGACAAGAGGACCUGCGGGCCCCCCCAGACAAGAGGACCUGCGGGCCCCCCCAGACAAGAGGACCUGCGAGCCCCCCCAGACAAGAGGACCGGCGCCCCCCCCCCCCCCCCCAGACAAGAGGACCGGCGGGCCCCCCUCCCCCAGACAAGACGUGGUUCCGCUUAGGAAGGUCGGCCCCUCGGCUCCAUCAUGAUGGUCCACUGUGCGGGCUGCGACAGGCCCAUCCUGGACCGCUUCUUGCUGAACGUGCUGGACCGGGCCUGGCACGCCAAGUGCGUGCAGUGCUGCGAGUGCAAGUGCGCGCUCACCGACAAAUGUUUCUCCAGGGAUGGAAAACUCUUCUGCAAAAUGGACUUCUUCAGGCGUUUCGGCACCAAGUGCGCGGGCUGCCUGCAGGGCAUCUCCCCCAGCGACCUGGUGCGCAAGGCGCGCAGCAAAGUGUUCCACCUCAACUGCUUCACCUGCAUGGUGUGCCACAAGCAGCUGUCCACGGGCGAGGAGCUCUACGUCGUCGACGAGAACAAGUUCGUGUGCAAGGAGGACUACCUGAGCUCCGGGACUAUCAAGGAGGUCAGCCUCAACUCAGUGUCGUCGUGCACGGACCGCAGCUUGUCUCCGGACCUGCAGGACGCGGCUCUGAUGGCGGACGAGCUGAAGGAGGCCGACAACUGCACGUCGUCCGACAAGGAGACCAACAACAUCGAGAACGAGGAGCAGAACUCUGGCACCAAGCGGCGGGGGCCGCGCACCACCAUCAAGGCCAAGCAGCUGGAGACGCUGAAGGCCGCCUUCGUGGCCACGCCCAAACCCACGCGACACAUCCGGGAGCAGCUGGCCCAGGAGACCGGCCUCAACAUGCGGGUCAUCCAGGUUUGGUUCCAGAACCGAAGGUCCAAAGAGCGACGGAUGAAGCAGUUGAGCGCUUUGGGGGCCCGCAGGCACGCCUUCUUCAGGGGGCCGAGGAGGAUGAGGCCCCUGGGUGGGAGGCUGGAGGACCCGGACAUCCUGGGCCCCGCGGCGUACGGCUACUACGGAGAGUACCAAGGAGACUACUACGGGCCGGCCAGCAACUACGACUUCUUCCCCCACGGCCCCCCCUCCUCGCAGGCCCAGUCCCCGGCCGAGUCGCCCUACAUCCUGGGGGCCGGCGCCAUGGAGGCCUCGGACGACCAAAGGUUCACAGACAUGAUCUCCCACCCCGAGACCCCCAGCCCCGAGCCGGGCUCCCUGCAGGCCGGGCCGGGCGAGGCAUACGGGGGCGGGCCCAGUCCCCCCUUCAACUCCAGCUACAGCGCCCCCAUGUCCCACCAAGGCUCCGAGAUGGGAGAGGCGGCGGCCUGGUAGACCGAGGACCACCACACCAUGCCCCACCAAGGCUUCGAGAUGGGGGAGGCGGCGGCCUGGUAGACAGAGGAACACCACGCCAUGCCCCAUCAAGGCUCCGAGAUGGGGGAGGCGGCGGCCUGGUAGACCGAGGAACACCACACAAGGCUGGACUGGAAUUAUUUCACUCCAAAAAAAAACCGCUGAAUUGGUUCCAUUUAGCACAUUUCAACUCAAAUUUGACACCAAAGGGACUUUUUCUUUAUUUGAAAAAAAAAGAAAGGCUGGGGGCCAAAUUUCACUUUUUGUGUUUGCUCUCUGCUUCUUCGGCGUCAAAGCGGAAUGAAUAUUGUAGAAUAUUGUCAUUGCAAGGGGGCGUGUGUACCUUGAUUGGCACACUUCAUGUGUGUGUGUGUGUGGGGG
Messenger RNA from Entelurus aequoreus (snake pipefish), 1936 nucleotides. RefSeq names its product LIM/homeobox protein Lhx5-like. Gene Ontology annotation, biological process: regulation of transcription by RNA polymerase II; neuron differentiation. Gene Ontology annotation, molecular function: RNA polymerase II transcription regulatory region sequence-specific DNA binding; DNA-binding transcription factor activity, RNA polymerase II-specific. Lineage: Eukaryota; Metazoa; Chordata; Actinopteri; Syngnathiformes; Syngnathidae. The transcript is spliced from 5 exons. Gene Ontology annotation, cellular component: nucleus. Bases 380 to 1534 code for a protein of 384 amino acids. The record is from RefSeq and is a predicted model, not a curated record.